AUGACAGAUAAGAAGUUAGACGAAGAAGGGGGCCCGCCCCCAUACACCCCGGGGUUUGAUAACCUGCCGGCUUAUCACGACCUCCCUGCCAAAAAAGUAGACUUGCCACCCUACCAACAAGAGGAAGGAUACAGUUACCAGGAUCCCAGCUACUGUCAUGAGAGCCCCAGAACAUUCGAGGCGCUCAACCGCUCUGAUAUGAUCUUGUCUGUUGAGAACCUUGGUAGUGACUCUGUUUUCAUCCUUUGUUUUCUUGUUUGUUUCCUGUUCAACUGGAUAGGCUAUGUGGUGUGUUGUUGUCUUUUCACUUCGGUUGCUGCACGAUGUGGCGCUAUCAGUGGUAUUGGCCUCAACCUUGUCAAGAUGCUCCUCAUUAUCAAGAGAUGCUCGUUUGUGAACCCCCAAAUGGUGGCAGCUAGAGAGUAUUUGGAAAUUCAUGAGUUUCAGUUUCUUGCUCUCAUGGCAAUAGGUAAGUCACGUGAGUAG
Messenger RNA from Bolinopsis microptera, 486 nucleotides. RefSeq names its product NEDD4 family-interacting protein 1-like. NCBI's taxonomy places the organism in Eukaryota, Metazoa, Ctenophora, Tentaculata, Lobata, Bolinopsidae. Gene Ontology annotation, cellular component: Golgi apparatus; perinuclear region of cytoplasm; endoplasmic reticulum. Gene Ontology annotation, molecular function: WW domain binding. Gene Ontology annotation, biological process: metal ion transport; vacuolar transport; ubiquitin-dependent protein catabolic process. The transcript has 4 exons. Bases 1 to 486 code for a protein of 161 amino acids. The record is from RefSeq and is a predicted model, not a curated record.